AUGUCGCGGGAAUCAUGUACCCCAUCACCUUGCUCAUCCCCAAGGCCCGGGGAGGGCGAGCGCAGUGUGCCAUGUACUUGCUCCUGGCUUUGUGUGCCACAGCACUGUACCUCACCGGGGAGCCCCUCGUGCCCACCGCCCGCAGCAUCACCUCCCACUUUGUGGCACUGCAGAUUGGGGUGCUGCUCAAGGGCACCUGCUACCUGGCUGAAGAGAUCUUCCACCUCCAAUCCAGGCACCAUGGCAGCUUCCGGAGGGCCCUGAGCGCCUGCUUCCCCCUGCGUUGGCAUGCACUCAUGCUGCUCAUCUGUGGCUCAGCCUACGUGGCUCUUCUCGAUGGAGAUGGGCAGCCGCUCAUCCUGCACCUCAGCCUGACCAGCCUGUGCCAGCUCCUCAUCCUCGCUCUGGGGCUCCACAAGCCCUCAGCAGUGGAAAUAUCUGAGAUGUCCGAGAGGUCCAAGCAGAACGUCGCUCAUGGGCUUGCCUGGUCUUAUUACAUUGGGUACCUAAAAAUAGUCCUGCCACGGGUGAAAAAGUCAAUGGAGGAAUUCAGCAGAGCCAACCCCAACGUGCUGGCAUACAGGGAGACCUGGAAGCUCCACAUCUUGGUCCCUCUGAGCUGUGAUGUCUAUGAUGACCUGGAGAAAGCUGACAGCAAUAUCAAGUACCUGACAGACCUCACUGAAACCACCCUGACCCGAGCUGGCACCAAGAAAAGGGUCUACAAGCACAGCCUCUACACAAUCAGGGAUGAAGACAAGAAGCUCUGGCACUGCGCAGUGGAGUAUGCCACCCCGCUGCAGUCCCUCUACGCCAUGUCCCAGGAUGAGUGUGCUGCCUUCAGCCGGGAGGACCGCCUGGAGCAGGCCAAGCUGUUCUACAGGACGUUGGAGGAGAUCCUGAAAAGCUCCAAGGAGUGCGUGGGUACCUACCGGCUCAUUGCGUACGAGGAGUCGGGCGAAGCAGAGAGCCACUUCUUGUCCAGAGAGAUCCUCUGGCACCUCCAGCAGCAGCAUCGUGAGGAGUACACCAUGUAUGAGGGGAACCAGCCACACAACCCAAACACGACCCUCAGCUCAACAGAGCUCAACCUCCAGAUAAGUCAGUCAGACCUGCCACAGCCUCUGCGAAGUGACGGCUUCUAA
Molecule: messenger RNA, 1145 nt
Organism: Balearica regulorum gibbericeps (East African grey crowned-crane)
Lineage: Eukaryota; Metazoa; Chordata; Aves; Gruiformes; Gruidae
Gene: STING1
Product: stimulator of interferon response cGAMP interactor 1
Biological process (GO): positive regulation of type I interferon production; positive regulation of macroautophagy; defense response to virus
Cellular component (GO): endoplasmic reticulum membrane; autophagosome
Molecular function (GO): cyclic-di-GMP binding; 2',3'-cyclic GMP-AMP binding
Source: RefSeq, a predicted model, not a curated record